AUGCAGCCCACAUAUUGGUACGCGGUGCUUCUGCUGCAACCUUUGCUGUACCUGGUCACCUGUGCAAAUUUAAGCAGUGGUGGCAAAUCAGAACUUCUAAAAGCAGGCAGUUCCAAAUCCAUACUAAAGCAUAUAUGGACAGAAAGCAGCAAAGACUUAUCAAUCAGCCGGCUGCUAUCACAGACUUUUCGCAGAAAAGAAAAUGAAACAGAUUUGAGUAUGCGGUACGAUGCUCCUGAAACUUAUUCAGAGCAAGAUCUAUGGGAGUGGCUGAGGAACUCCACGGAUCUUCAAGAACCUCGAUCCAGAGCAAAGCGACGGCCCAUUGUCAAGACUGGGAAAUUUAAGAAAAUGUUUGGCUGGGGCGAUUUUCAUUCCAAUAUCAAGACAGUCAAGCUAAACCUGUUGAUAACUGGGAAAAUAGUUGAUCAUGGCAACGGGACAUUCAGUGUUUACUUUAGGCAUAAUUCAACCGGCCAAGGGAAUGUAUCAGUGAGCUUGGUGCCCCCAACCAAAAUAGUAGAAUUUGACUUGGCACAACAAACAGUGAUUGAUGCCAAAGAUUCCAAGUCCUUCAACUGCCGCAUUGAGUAUGAAAAGGUUGACAAAGCCACCAAGAACACGCUCUGCAACUAUGAUCCUUCUAAAACAUGUUACCAGGAGCAAACCCAAAGUCACGUCUCAUGGCUCUGCUCCAAGCCCUUUAAAGUAAUCUGUAUUUACAUUUCCUUUUAUAGUACAGAUUAUAAACUAGUACAGAAAGUAUGCCCAGAUUACAACUACCAUAGCGACACGCCAUACUUCCCUUCGGGUUGA
Messenger RNA from Protobothrops mucrosquamatus (brown spotted pit viper), 816 nucleotides. RefSeq names its product neurexophilin 1 (gene NXPH1). Gene Ontology annotation, molecular function: signaling receptor binding. The coding region runs from base 1 to 816 and encodes 271 amino acids. The record is from RefSeq and is a predicted model, not a curated record. The transcript is spliced from 2 exons. Lineage: Eukaryota; Metazoa; Chordata; Lepidosauria; Squamata; Viperidae.